GUACAAGACGAAUCUAUGAUCAUAAACAAAUCAUUGAAGCCCUGUUAUUGAAUUGAUUGAUACCCCCAUUAUAACUUUAGUUAGCAUAAAGAUGAAAGGCAAGCAAAUAAUUGCUAUUUGAUUCGAGCUUUACUUUAGAAAACUAAAGCAAGAUAUAAAUCUCCCACUGGAACAUCCUCCUUUUCACUGUGAAGAUAGGAAAAUCACACUGCUGGUUCUUGCUUGCAUCUGUUGCUUUUAUUGUUAUGUGUUGAGCAGUAGCAGCAACAGGCAGGUAGUAGAAGACAAAGAAAGCAGCGGCGGGAGCGAUGAACACCUUUUGUGAUUGUGAAGACUUUCGGUCCCCGACAACCAGUCACGCGUUUCUUCGUUUUUUCUUUUAAAACUAAAGCACAUUAAGAAAAAAAAGGAGAGAGAGCGAGAGCGCGAGACCAACCGACGCCGUUUGUUCUCUCCUUCUUUAUUAAUACUUCCUGGUGUUUAUUUUGCUUGGAGACAUGCAGUGAGAGCCAAACAGACUAACAAACAAACAAGAGGCGUCUGGACUGGAGAGCUAGAAAUGGUUUCUUUUAAGGAAAUCACCCUCAAAGUAACGGCUGUCUACAUGCAGCUCUCGAUCAUCGCCAUGAUCAUCAUCGUACAGGACUCAAAAGCCAGGGAGCUACGACCGUCUGACCACGGGCUUGAGUACCAGAGCAUGGCACCAACAGGGGUGAGAUUCCCACCUGACAUGAAGCAGUUCUUUGGAGCAUCUUCAGCGGCCACAAGUACGUCGUCGUCCGGGGUUGCAUUGCCGAAAGCAAUGAACUCGAACGACACCUCGUGGUGGAGAGCUGGUGGUGGUGGUGGUGGUGGAGGCGGCGGCGAUCGUGUGAGGCACGUGCUGUUGGUAGCAAGCUUGGUUUGUGGGGUCACGGGUUUGGCCUUGUUAGUUACUUCCGCUUUGAUUUUCUACUUUAUGAGGCACAAAAACCAGUCAUCGCCAUCAUCAUCAACUACCAGUAAUAACCAUAGGAGUAUUGUUGUAUAUGCAGGUAAGAAUUAACUAGUAGUAUUAAUUGUUGCUUAAGAUUUACGAGCGAGUGUUUUCUUUUUUUUGGAGGAGAAGAAAUGUUUACUUUGUUCUUUUUGCCUUUCAAAAACGACGUGUCGUGUUCAGUCUGAUGGGCAUCCACUCAGAACAAUAUUUACUGAGUUCCAGCU
Messenger RNA from Populus nigra (black poplar), 1203 nucleotides. RefSeq lists its product as uncharacterized. The transcript has a single exon. The record is from RefSeq and is a predicted model, not a curated record. The coding region runs from base 560 to 1045 and encodes 161 amino acids. NCBI's taxonomy places the organism in Eukaryota, Viridiplantae, Streptophyta, Magnoliopsida, Malpighiales, Salicaceae.